AUGCUGCUAUCGAGACCCCCGGCCGCCGUGUCCCUCAUGCUGGUGCUUGUCGUGUUCCUGUCGACUGCCAGCGCCGCCUUUAUCCGCUUCGAGAACUGCCUCGACCCUGGCAUCAUACACAACACUCCGAAACAACUCCAAUUCACGCCCUACUUCUUCAGCGCCCGCUUCAACACCUCGAGCGACACCCACAACCUCAACAUCACAAUCUACGGAAAUGUUUCGGGUCAGGCGACACAAGGCACCCUCCCAGCUUGGAACAACGAGACAUACUGGAACAACCCCAACGAAACCUUUGGCAAAAUUGUCGAUCUCAGCACUUCCAACAAUAAAUAUUCGACCCUUUUCGCCAAGUCUCAGGUCGUGACGUAUACCCCUUGGCAGGCCCAGCCUGCUCGCUUUUGUGACGCCGUGGUCAACGCUUCCUGUCCCAUUGGCCCCUCCUUCGACGCGGACCGGUCGGAUCCAUAUGACCUACCCGCUUUUACUGUGGCUCACGACUUCUUCAGCACAUAUGCCUUCACUACUUUAGCCACGACUGUACGCGUGCAGUCUGGAGACAAGGAUGCACCAGAUCUAGCUUGUGUUUCGGCCAAUAUCACUCCAGACCUUGGCAGCACCAUUUCCAACGCACUUCGCUACUUGCCGGCUGCCAUCCUGAUUAUGGUUGGGGCUGCCACGGUUUUUGCCGCCAUAUUCAGCCCCUGGGGCUCGUCUGAUCCAUUCAGAUGGACGAGUAACUACGGCCGCGAUGAGGACCUGCUGCGUCUAGUGACCCCUGGAUUCGGAGACUGCUUAGCGUACAUUCAAUUCAUCGUCCUCGCUGGAAGCCUCAAUUUAAACUAUCCGGGAUACUACCAGCCGGUUGUCAGCAAGGCCAGCUGGUCGACGCUUCUCUUCAACGCGAGUCUGGUAACACCAGGAGACCUCAGCUACAACAGCCUCGUAGAUGGGAUGUAUGUGGUUAAUGGGACUUACGGCCUGUCCAGACUAGCGGAAUUGAUCGGUAUCGCGAAGGACCAGGACAUUUGGGCCAACAUGGCCAUCUGGUACGUAGGGAUCACAGUCGGAGCAGUGCUGGCGUGUCAACUAUGUUUUAUGCUCCGCUGGGCCUAUCGCUUCUUGUCGAAUAUUCAAGAAGAGGAUUUGCGCAGCAAAAAUCUCCCCUUCUCCACAGGUGUGGUGGUGCGCAUGACCUUCAACUUCUUCCUCUUACCGAUCAUUGCCAUCUCGUUUUUCCAGUUGGUUGUUGCGGAUGAAUCGCCUGCGUCUGUUGUUGCGAUGGCUGUCAUUCUCUUGGCCGCGGUGAUGGGACUUGCAGCGUGGAUUUUUCGACUAAUCUUCACGACCAAACCACGUGCACAUCUUUUCGACGACCUCCCGACUGUUUUAACGUACGGCCCUCUCUACAACACAUAUUCCGAUGAUGCGGCGCCCUUCGCUUUUAUACCGGUCUUGCUGGCUUUCAUCCGCGGUGUAGCGAUCGGUGCUAUCCAACCUUCCGGGAUUGCUCAGAUCAUUAUUCUGGCCAUCUGCGAAGUCAUCUACAUCCUGACGCUCCAUGCAUUCCGUCCGUUCCAGGCCCCGACAUCUAUGAACGCAUAUCACACGUUCUUCUCGGUAGUCAGGCUCAUCACGACACUCUUAAGCGUGGCUUUCGUGCCGAAUCUUGGUGUGUCGGAAGAUUCAAAGGGAUGGAUAGGAUACAUUAACCUUUUUCUACAUGCCAUUGUUCUGGUAUUUGGGUUCUUCUUGAACUCGAUCCAGACAAUCAUCGAAGUCACAGCUAGAUUGGCCGGAGCCGGCGAUGCCAGAGGAGGACUCACCAAGGUCUUUGGCAAGAGGCAACUGUCACGUCGCUCUCACCGUCGUCAACAGGGAAGCAGUAUCAAUUCCAACGCAGCUAUGCUCGCAGCAGACAGAGAGUCCAAGCUAGGAAGUCGUUCACGCAGUUUGUCCGCUAGCUCUGCCGUGCUUCUCAGCCGCCACCCUGGAAUGGACAGCCGGAUGAGUGGCGGUUUUGAUCACUUCAGCUCUGGUGGAGAGAUGAGCAAUUACGGCGGCACAAGUCCGGAACCAGGCACGCCCGGCGGUUCUGCAACUCCAUACACAUUCCUGCCAAGCGGGAGCGCAUCAGCAGGCUCGCGUAGACCGACCUUGGGCUCGCGCGGAUUGGACGCCCAGGAUCCGUAUUACCGGCCGCCAAGGACGAAGAGGGCAACGCCCGAGGCAUACGUUCCGGGCGCGCGCAGCCGGCAGUCAGGGAGCAGCGCUGACUGGGCUAACAAACCUUACGACGAUCCCGCGGACCAUGCAGAGGCAGGCGAUUUGACAUCUUUCUCUCCGAACCGAGGAAGCCUCACCCCCGCCUACUUGCGAACUCAUAGGGAUGAUUCAGACCCUGACAUUCUGGGACCACGGAGACCUCGGACAGACUACGCCGUAAGGGAAUCCGACUUUUAUUACGGUGUGACUCGGGGGCCACCUUUGGCUGAAGGCGUACCUACCCGAAAGCUCAAGACGGGCCCUGCGGAUCCUAUGGGACCAGUAUCGUCAGCGGGCGGAUGGUUGAAGGGUCUGUUCGGUGGCAAGCGCAAAGAGAAGGGCAAGGGGUUCGAAGUUGUUCGGAGCACAAGAGCACCGCAAUUGUUAGCACUCGAAGAGGACGACGAACACUCGCCUGAAGCUCAUCACGAACCGUAUCGCGACAAUCCCGAUACGCAAGCCGGGGCGCGACGGGGGUCAGCCACAACGGAUAGUUCAGGAGAGGAUGGGAUAGAGAUGGCCCGACGCGACUCGAGAGAUUCGCGUGAUUCGGACGAUAGCAGUGAGGACGACCAGCUCAUUGACGACGGAGAUUCACUUGACUCAGGAAGGCAAAGAGUGUCGGAAGUGCCUCCCUCGCUAGGGCCCAUCGAGACGGGAGGGGGGAUCGAGCUGCCGAGCCGGGUUGGAUCCAAGGCCAGCUCAAAGGUCUCAAAGGUGGGAUCGCUAGGAAGGGCACCGAGCAUCCCGCGGAAGAGCUCCAAGCGCAACUCGGGCCAUGAAGGCACGUUUCUCAAAGAAGGGUCGCGGCUAUCAACAAUCGAGCAAGGGCAGGCGGCAGGUGAUUACCUACGACCGACGACGAACGAAUCAGUACCGCGCCUUCCUUUCGGAUCGUCAGAGCCGUCUCCUUCGCCAGAGCGGUCAGCGGCGUCAAGCAUCCGUGGCGACGGCUCUCAAGGCGCAGCAGCUGGAGGGGUAAUGGCAAGAAGCGCGUCAGAUGCGGAACGGCCACUGAGCACUGGAUACGUGCAUCAGCACAAGACAUCGGAACACAUCCAGCCAGGGCUCAAUGACUCGACACACUUGGGGAGUGCAGCUGAAUUUGUGCACACGCCGCUGGGCAGCCGGAGCAGCAGGCGCAGUGAAGAGUAG
Lasiodiplodia theobromae is the source of this 3420-nucleotide messenger RNA. Its product is annotated as Integral membrane protein. Gene Ontology annotation, biological process: transmembrane transport. The coding region runs from base 1 to 3420 and encodes 1139 amino acids. NCBI's taxonomy places the organism in Eukaryota, Fungi, Ascomycota, Dothideomycetes, Botryosphaeriales, Botryosphaeriaceae. The record is from RefSeq and is a predicted model, not a curated record. The transcript has a single exon.